AUGAUACCAUUAAAUUCUCCCUCCUUGUCAGAUCGUUUAUAUUUUGUGGCAUUUAAAAAGAAUUUUAAACCAAAAAAUACUGCAACCAGUCAUUAUUUUAGCAUCGAUGAUGAUUUUAUCUAUGAAAAUUUCUACAAUGAUUUUGGUCCUCUCAACAUUUGCAUGCUGUAUCGCUAUUGUCAGAAAUUGAAUGCCAAAUUAAAUAAUAAAACUUUGGCCAAUAAGAAAAUUGUACAUUACACCUCCAUGAAUCCGGCUAAAAGAGUUAAUGCCGCCUAUCUAAUGGGAGCAUUUGCGAUAAUUUACCUCAACAAAUCACCCGAAGAGGCCUAUCGCCCCUUGGUCAUGGGCGAAAUACCUGCUUAUACACGUUUUUGUGAUGCCUCCUAUGGUCCCAGUGGCUAUAAAAUCUCUCUAAUCGAUUGCCUAAAUGCUGUACACAAAUCUUUAAAAGCAGGUUUCUUUAAUUUUGAAGAUUUCGAUGCCGAAGAGUAUGAAUAUUAUGAACGUGUUGAAAAUGGUGAUUUCAAUUGGAUUGUUCCUCAAAAGUUUAUUGCCUUCUGUGGACCUCAUCAAAAGUCCAAAACACUGCCGAAUGGUUAUCCUUGCCAUUCACCAGAAACUUAUUUUGAAUAUUUUCGUGGUAAUAAUGUAACGACCAUCAUACGUUUGAAUGCCAAGGUUUAUCAUGCUUCCAGUUUUGAGAAUGCCGGUUUUGAUCAUAAAGAUCUAUUUUUCAUAGAUGGUAGUACGCCUAGCGAUUUGAUAUUGAAGAAAUUCUUAACGAUAUGUGAGACAACAAAGGGUGCCAUAGCAGUGCAUUGUAAAGCUGGUCUUGGACGCACUGGUAGUUUAAUUGGUGCUUAUAUUAUGAAACACUAUAAUUUCUCAGCUCUGGAAGCUAUUGCCUGGUUACGUUUAUGUCGUCCUGGUUCUGUUAUUGGUCAUCAACAACAAUGGAUGGAAGAUAAACAAUCAUGGCUGUGGUCUGAGGGAGAACGCAUGCGUAAACGUGCUGGUACCUGUUGUCCCGUACACAAAUAUGGCAUUUAUAGUUUAUUGUAUAAAACUUGUUCUGCUGGUCAGUUACGUUCGAAUGAAAAUAAUACGGAAAUGUUAAUGACACGCGUCAAGGGUAUUUCACAAAAGGUCGACACUAUGCAUUUGAAUGAGGAAGAUCAAACGGAUUCGAAUCAAUUGGACUCAUUGGAAUCGUAUGAGAAUGGCAAUAAAACUCUAACAACACGUACACGUUUGUUAAUGACAGCGAAAGAUGGUGCUAUAACACCGCCAACUAGUGCUAGUGAUAAUGACAAUGACGUUACCGAAACCGAAGAAGAAUCUACAACCUCUAAUACUAAUAGCACAUUUAUAGUGUCACGAAGACGCAAAUCACCGACAACAGUUACCAGUACUAAGAGCAGUAAUGUUACUACUAGUACUACCACAUCCCUAAGAAGUUCACCUACUCCUACGGGUGGUGGAGUAGGUGGUGGUGGAGGUGUUGCUGCUAUUACUGAAAUAACUUUACGUCGAACACCACCUUUAAUGGGUAAUGGUCAUAGUUUGAUAACAUCAACAACGGUAACUAGCUCAAGUGUCACCACUAAUACUAAUGUGUCUUCAUCUCCUUUGUAUUCUGAAAAGAAACUGAAAAAACCUUCAACUACUUAUGAACCGGCCGCCUUACAAAGGCCUACCAUAGCAUCCACAGUUAAAAUGACUCAGGCAGCUAUAGAAAAGACCAAGGCACAAACUCAGGGUGACAAACUAAAUCAAAUAAAGGCCAUGAGAAGGCAACAUAAUUCCAGAUCUGGUGGUAGUACAGGUGAAACUGAAAAUCCUCUACGUCAUACCCGAGCACGUUCACAACCGUUCCGUAAUAACAAUAAUUUGGUUAAUAUGUUGGCCACCAGUACAACAACCACAACUGGCCUAAAGGCUCAAGAUUGUUUGGAUUCAAAUGCAGCAGUGACAGCUACAAAUAAUUUAUUAAAUAAUAACAACAAUAUUAAUAACAAUAAUAAUAACAACAACAGUAAUAACAAUAAUUGUAAUAAUAUUAACAAUAAUAAUAAUAAUAACAACAACAAUAAUAAUAGUGUUGGUGGUCCAACUACAACAGCAACAACAAAUCUAACCUCAACUACCACCACCAUGGGUUUAAAUAGUGUUAAUAGUACAAUAACAACACGGGCACGCAGUUUAGCUAUUUAUAGCAAAAGAAUGGGACUAAUGCAUUUACGUAAAGCUGAACAACAGCAACAGAUUUCAAAUAAUGUCACUGCCGCCAAUAAUAAUAACAACAACAACCACAAUGCCAAUACUGUAAGUUCCACAACAACAUCAUCAACAUUGCUACAACAUCAACAUGAUGUAACUACACCCACACUCAGUAGUUUAAAUAAACAAACGAAAACCUACAACAACACUUUAAUAAGUUCCACCACAAAUGAAAGUAAAAUACCGAUAGUGAGAGCAACAGCAGCUUUAAUUGAUUUAAAUGUGGCCAUAAAUCAUGGUGGUGGUGUAGUGGGUUCAUCGGCCACUAUACCGCCUUCUAGAAGUUCAAAUAGAUUAUCGGCAGCAGCCGCUAUAACAGCACCAUCACAUCAUCACAUGACUUUGAGAGGAAGAUCACGUUUAAGAUAUCAUCGUCAUCAGGAUGGUGGUGGUGGUGGUGGAGCCGGAGGAGGUUUGCAACAAGCACCACCUUGUACUGUGACUACUGCACGUUAUUAUCGAGAUGUUUCUGCUUUACCCUCAGCCAUACAGUUGGGCAGUGGUAUUAGUGGUGGCGGUGGCAUUACAACACGUUCAUCUUCAGCUACAUUGGAUUUAAAUUCGAAUCCUUUACCCUCUUCCGGCACUCUCUUGGCCAAUAUGAACAAAACUAAUAAUCAUAAUAGCAGCAACAACAAUAGCAAUAGUAGUAGUACAACAACAACCACAACAUGUAGCAAUAGCAAUAGUAAUAAGUUGGAAGAACGUAUACUGCGUACCAAUACAACAAAAUCCUCUUGUACCUCUGCCAAUCAUUCAAAUUCCUCUUCUGACGCUGAAACCCUUAAAUCCACACAUUCAAACAAUACAAAUCGUCUUAGUCGUACAUCACAGCGUUCCUUGCCAUCAACGACGGGUAUACCCUGUAGUAGCCAAUAUGGCAGCGGAGUUUCUGGUGGAGGCUUUAGUAAUAUUAAACGCAAUAAAAGAUCCUUGAGUAGUACACGCAUUGAAAAGGACAAAUGUGAUGAGUACAACACUAAAUUGCUGAGAAAGACUAAUAAUCAAGUAUCGUCUGCCUCCAACAACAACAACAAUUCUGCUACUGGUACCACCUCAUCUUCGACAGUUGUUGGUGGUGGUGGUGGUAGUUUUCGCACCAGACAUCGCCAGGCAGCUAUUACAAAUUUGGAAUCUUCUACCGCUUCUUCUACAUCUUCGACCUCUACCUCCGGUAUACCUACACCUACUACAAGUCAGGGUCUUUAUAUGCCGCGCAGUGCUAAAUAUGCUGCUGGAGUUAUGGCUACCGAACAAAGGGAACAUCAGCAGCAACAUCACCACCAGCAGCAGCAGCAACAACGUUUGUCUUUAAAGUUGCGCAAGAAAAUAAGUUACUAGAAUUUGGAGUCAUUACCUACGAUUAGUAGGUAUAGCAAGAGGUCCAAAAGAUAAAUACAUAUGUAUGUAUUAAGUUUAAAGUCUGAGAGUUAGAGAACAAAAUGUUAAACUUAAGUUGUAUAGAGCUAUAAAAAGGGAGAAAGUUAAAUUUCAAGAUUAAUUAGCAAGGAGUUUUAAAGAUAAUUUGUUAAUUGGGAAUGGUCCCACUACCCAACAUUCAGUUUUAUUGAAGUAAUACUUAAGUAUUACGAAAGAAUAGAAGUAUUCUUUUUCAAAGGAUUCUAGAUCAGAUUCAAAUUCAGAAAAAAAUUAACUGGAUAAUAAGUUCCAGUUAAGUUGAUGAAUCUUAAAAGGGAGUAUAAACGUUGUAUUUGGUAAAAUUUAUUGAACAUCGGGUUUGCUGCUACUGCCACUCUAGGAAACUUUUUUCGGAAACUUUUGAUUUUGCCUGAAGAGAAAUAAUAUCAUUCAUAUCUCUCUCGUGGUACGGAGUUUCUCUUACUCGGAAACUUGUUUUGUUUUGCUAUUCUUCUCAUUCGUGCAACAACAAAUCAAUGAAAUUAACACGUUGUUUCCGAAAUAAAAGUGUAGACAUUAAGGAAACUUCAAAAGAGAAUUAUGAAAAAUUUUCUCAACAAAAGUUUCCUAAUAUGGACCAGGUCUUAAAGAAGAGAGAAAUACAUUUAGGGUCAAUCUUUAGAUGAAGGAUUAUGGAUUAAAUUAGAAUUUAUCUUCGGAAGUUGUUUUUGUUUGUUGUUUUCAAUUGGUUAACUUUGUUUGCUAGUUUAAGCGCCCAAUGAAGGUGGUUUAAACUUGAGCUGAUGCCAAGCUGAUGCCAAAACGGAAUGAAGAGAGCCAUUAAACUGUCAAAUUUUCUAUCAGUAUUCUCUCUUAAUGUGUGAUGAUUUUAAUACAUAUUGCGCUCAGACAAUCCCAUCCGUAUUCGUGUAAAGCCGUCUUAAAGAUUAAAAGUAAAAAAAGCCUAUUAAAGAGUUUGUCCAUUAGUCCAUUUUCUUUGAAAACAUAUUUUUUUCUAAACGUACAAUAUUUCUUUUAAAUUUCAAAUGCCAUACAUAAGUGUUCCUUUAAAAAAUUAGUCAAAAAUUUUAUUAUUUUAACCCAUUAGUAUUUAUGUUUAAAACAUAUGUUUUUUAAUUUACUUUUUUUUUCUCUGAAAUCAUUAUAACUCUUUCGAUUUUUUGAGUUAUAAGCUGAUAUCUCGAACAGUUUUGCAUGUCUUCUCUUACUAAACGAAAAAUAGUUUAUAAUACUUUUAAGCUUAACUUAAAAGGAUUUAAAUAAACAUUUAAAAAAAUAUGACAUUUUAUUUUUUAGUUAAGAAAUAUUUUUGACUAAUCAUUUGGCAAAUUUCUUUUUCUAGAUAAAAUCAAAUUUCGAAAGACACAAUUUUUCUACUGCAAUUCGUUUCGAAAAGAGUAAUACUUUACGCACAAUUGGUACGAACGGGGAAUUUUUCGGAACGAAUUUUCGUCGUCAGAUAUAGAACACACUAAAGUAUAUGAAAAUACGCACAAUCAAUGUGUGUGACAAAACUCGUCAUACGUAACGAACUGUGCGAUAGGUUUAUUUCUAUUUCUUACGCAGACGAACGACGAAUUAAUUGGGGAAAAUUGUUUUAAGACUAAUUCCGGUAGCCCGAAUUUUCUGAAAUUUGGCAGUUGUGAGUACAGCUAAUGACAAUAC
Lucilia cuprina (Australian sheep blowfly) is the source of this 5328-nucleotide messenger RNA. RefSeq lists its product as uncharacterized. The record is from RefSeq and is a predicted model, not a curated record. The coding region runs from base 1 to 3624 and encodes 1207 amino acids. The transcript is spliced from 8 exons. Gene Ontology annotation, cellular component: kinociliary basal body; centrosome; nucleolus. Gene Ontology annotation, biological process: cilium assembly; regulation of exit from mitosis; microtubule cytoskeleton organization. NCBI's taxonomy places the organism in Eukaryota, Metazoa, Arthropoda, Insecta, Diptera, Calliphoridae. Gene Ontology annotation, molecular function: protein tyrosine/serine/threonine phosphatase activity; protein serine/threonine phosphatase activity.